AUUGCUCUGCAGUACAUAAAAGGCUAUGAAGGCCAAUGUAGUGAAGUUGGUGACAUGAAAAAGCCCCCAGAUUCUGACUUUGCAGACAAAUUUGCUCCCAACUGUGGUGUCCUAGCCCAGACUCUUACUCCCAUCACUGGUCGCUUUCUUGGUUGCCAAUCCAAAUAUGUUUCUCCCGAUGAAGCCUUCUCCAGUUUCAUCAUCCAGAAUUCAGAGAGUCUUAAGAUCCUUCAUGAUAAAAACCACACAGAGGUCGGUGCAGCUGUAAGUGGCACUGAUGGCGGGUCACCAUACUUUUGGUGUGUUCUGUUUAGCAAUGGCAAGAGGAACAGUAGUUUUGCCUUUGAGAAUGGGCAGGCAAAGUCAGUUCAUCCUGGUUGCUUCAGCGGGAACAAUGAUGAUUGUAGUGCUUCAACCAGGCUAGCGAUCAUCUGGCCAUUGCUUGCUGUGGUUUUCUUUGGAGUGCUUUAUGUUCUU
Messenger RNA from Dendrobium catenatum, 477 nucleotides. RefSeq lists its product as uncharacterized. The record is from RefSeq and is a predicted model, not a curated record. NCBI's taxonomy places the organism in Eukaryota, Viridiplantae, Streptophyta, Magnoliopsida, Asparagales, Orchidaceae. The transcript has a single exon. The annotation marks the transcript as partial.